CCGCCUGCUGAGGGUUGACCCCCGCCGGUCACAGCCCUGAGCUGGACCUGAGCCCUCCGCCCGAAAUCCCUGCGUCCGCCACGGCCCAGGUUAAAUGGAAACCACCCUUGGGAACUGGAUGCUUGUGUAGCUAUUCUACCUUAUCAGUGUAUUGCAAUGAGUGGUGGUGGAGAACAGCCAGAUAUCCUGAGUGUUGGAAUCCUGGUGAAAGAAAGAUGGAAAGUGAUGAGAAAGAUUGGGGGUGGGGGCUUUGGAGAAAUUUACGAUGCCUUGGACAUGCUCACCAGGGAAAAUGUUGCACUGAAGGUAGAAUCAGCUCAACAACCGAAACAAGUUCUGAAAAUGGAGGUUGCUGUUUUGAAAAAACUGCAAGGGAAAGACCAUGUUUGUAGAUUUAUUGGCUGUGGGAGGAAUGAUCGAUUCAACUAUGUGGUCAUGCAGUUGCAGGGUCGGAAUCUGGCGGAUCUUCGCCGUAGCCAGUCCCGGGGCACUUUCACCAUUAGCACUACACUCCGAUUGGGUAAACAGAUUUUGGAGUCUAUUGAAAGCAUCCAUUCUGUGGGAUUCUUGCACCGAGACAUCAAACCGUCCAAUUUCGCCAUGGGUCGUUUUCCUAGUACACAUAGGAAAUGUUACAUGCUUGAUUUUGGCUUGGCUCGACAAUUUACCAACUCCUGUGGUGACGUCAGACCACCUCGAGCUGUGGCAGGCUUUCGAGGGACAGUUCGUUAUGCAUCAAUCAAUGCUCAUCGGAACAGGGAAAUGGGAAGACAUGAUGACCUCUGGUCCUUAUUCUACAUGUUGGUGGAGUUUGUAGUUGGCCAGUUACCUUGGAGAAAAAUAAAGGACAAGGAGCAAGUAGGCUCUAUCAAGGAGAGAUACGACCACAGGCUCAUGUUGAAACAUCUCCCUCCAGAAUUCAGCAUCUUUCUAGACCAUAUCUCCUCUUUGGAUUAUUUUACAAAACCAGACUACCAGCUUCUUACAUCCGUGUUUGACAAUAGCAUCAAGACCUUUGGAGUAAUUGAGAGUGACCCUUUUGACUGGGAGAAGACUGGAACUGAUGGCUCCCUAACAACCACCACUACUUCUACCACUCCUCAGUUGCACACUCGCUUGACCCCUGCUGCAAUUGGAAUUGCUAAUGCUACUCCCAUCCCAGGAGACUUGCUUCGAGAAAAUACAGAUGAGGUGUUUCCAGAUGAACAGCUUAGUGAUGGAGAAAAUGGCAUCCCUGUUGGCGUAUCACCAGAUAAAUUGCCUGGAUCCCUGGGACAUCCUCGUCCCCAGGAGAAGGAUGUCUGGGAAGAGAUGGAUGUCAACAAGAAUAAGAUAAAGCUUGGAAUCUGUAAGGCUGCUACUGAAGAGGAGAAUAGCCAUGGUCAGGCAAAUGGUAUUCUCAAUGCUCCAAGCCUUGGUUCACCAAUUCGAGUCCGUUCAGAGAUUACUCAGCCAGACAGAGAAGUUCCAUUGGUGCGAAAGUUACGUUCCAUUCACAGCUUUGAGCUGGAAAAGCGUCUCACCCUGGAGCCAAAGCCAGAUACUGACAAGUUUCUUGAGACCUGCCUGGAGAAAAUGCAGAAAGAUACCGGUACAGGAAAAGAAUCUGUUCUCCCUGCUGUGCUUCAUAAACCUACUGUGUCCCGUACUGACCACAUCUGGCACUAUGAUGAAGAAUAUCUUCCAGAUGCCUCCAAGCCUGCUUCUGCCAACACCCCUGAGCAGGCAGAUGGUGGUGGCAGCAAUGGAUUUAUAGCUGUUAACUUGAGCUCUUACAAGCAAGAGAUUGAUUCCAAAGAAUGGGUGAUUGUGGACAAGGAGCAGGAUCUUCAGGAUUUUAGGACAAAUGAGGCUUUAGGUCACAAAACAACUGGAAGCCCUUCUGAUGAGGAGCCCGAAGUGCUUCAAGUCCUGGAGGAAUCACCUCAAGAUGAAAAGCUCCGAUUAUGUCCUUGGGCAAAAAAUGAUCAUUUAAAGAAGGAAACCUCAGGUGUGGUCUUACCACUUUCUACAGAAUGUCCUGCCACUGCUGCUUCAGAACAAUAUACAGAUAGGAUGGAACUCCAGGCUGGAGCUGCUAGUCAGUUUAUUGCAGCGACACCCACAAGUCUAAUGGAGGCACAAGCGGAAGGACCCCUUACAGCGAUUACAAUUCCUAGACCUUCUGUGGCAUCUACACAGUCCACUUCAGGAAGCUUUCACUAUGGUCAGCAGCCAGAGAAGAAAGAUCUUCAGCCCGUGGAGCCCACUGUGGAACUUUACUCUCCAAGGGAGAACUUCUCUGGCUUAGUUGUGACAGAGGGUGAACCUCCUAGUGGGGGAAGCAGAACAGAUUUGGUGCCUCAGAUAGAUCACACUGGUCAUGACAUGUUACCCAAUAUUAGAGAAAGUGACAAAUCUCAAGACCUAGGACCAAAAGACCUUCCUGACACUAACAGACUUGUUGUGAAAGAAUUUGAGAAUUUCCCCGGGGAAACUGAAGAGAAAAGUAUUCUUUUAGAGUCCGAUAAUGAAGAUGAGAAGUUAAGUAAAGGGCAGCACUGUAUUGAGAUCUCCUCUCUCCCAGGAGAUUUAGUAACUGUGGACAAGUAUCACUCAGCUACCACAUCAGAACCUCUUGAUGUGACAAAGACACAGACUUUUAGUGUGGUGCCAAAUCAAGACAAAAAUAAUGAGAUAAUGAAGCUCCUAGUGGUCGGAACUUCAGAAGUUUCUCCAAGAGUUAUUGACCCACAUAUUAAAGGACAAGUAGGCCAGGUAACAGCAGUGCAAAAAAGUAAGAUCCCUAAGGAUGAUGACAUCAUGAGCGAAGACUUGCCAGGUCACCAAGGAGACCUCUCUACUUUUUUGCACCAAGAGGGUAAGAGAGAGAAAAUUGCUCCUAGAAAUGGAGAAUUAUUUCAUUGUGUUUCAGAGAAUGAACAUGGUCCCCCAACCCGGAAGGAUAUGGUUAGGUCAUCCUUUAUAACUAGACACAGCCGAAUCCCCGUUUUAGCACAAGAGAUAGAUUCACCUUUUGAAUCAUCAUCUCCAGUCUCUGCAAAAGAAAAACUCCUCCAAAAGAAAGCUUAUCAGCCAGACCUAGUCAAGCUUCUAGUGGAAAAAAGGCAACUCAAGUCUUUCCUUGGUGACCUUUCAAGUGCCUCUGAUAAAUUGCUAGAGGAGAAACUAGCCACUGUUUCUGCUCCCUUUUCUGAGGAGGAAGUCUUCACUCCUUUUUCAAGACUGACAGUUGAGUCUCACCUGAGUAGGUCAGCUGAAGAUAACUUUCUGACACCCAUCAUCUCCCAGUCCAGAAAGAGUAAAAUACCACGGCCAGUUUCAUGGGUCAACACAGAUCAAGUCAAUAGCCCAACCUCAUCCCAGUUCUUGCCUCGGCCACCACCAGGAAAGCCACCCGCAAGGCCUGGAGUAGAAGCCAGGUAA
This is a messenger RNA of Carlito syrichta (Philippine tarsier), 3426 nucleotides long. It is a transcript of the gene TTBK2, whose product is annotated as tau tubulin kinase 2. Gene Ontology annotation, molecular function: protein serine/threonine kinase activity; ATP binding. Gene Ontology annotation, cellular component: ciliary basal body; ciliary transition zone; cytoplasm. The transcript has 14 exons. NCBI's taxonomy places the organism in Eukaryota, Metazoa, Chordata, Mammalia, Primates, Tarsiidae. Gene Ontology annotation, biological process: cilium assembly; peptidyl-serine phosphorylation; signal transduction. The coding region runs from base 157 to 3426 and encodes 1089 amino acids. The record is from RefSeq and is a predicted model, not a curated record.